Molecule: messenger RNA, 890 nt
Organism: Antrostomus carolinensis (chuck-will's-widow)
Lineage: Eukaryota; Metazoa; Chordata; Aves; Caprimulgiformes; Caprimulgidae
Gene: CYB5R2
Product: cytochrome b5 reductase 2
Exons: 8
Cellular component (GO): mitochondrion
Molecular function (GO): FAD binding; oxidoreductase activity
Source: RefSeq, a predicted model, not a curated record
GAAAUCAGUCAUGAUACCAAGAAAUUCCGGUUUGGGCUGCCUUCAUCAGAUCAUAUAUUAGGAUUACCUGUAGGCCAACAUGUUUAUCUUUCUGCAAAAAUUGAUGGUAAUCUGGUGAUUCGAGCCUAUACCCCAGUUUCCAGUGAUGAGACAAAAGGUUAUGUUGAUUUAAUUAUAAAGGUCUACCACAAAAAUGUGAAUCCCAAGUUUCCAGAAGGUGGGAAGAUGUCCCAGUACCUAGAUGGCAUGAAGAUCGGAGAUAUUAUUGACUUCAGAGGGCCAAAUGGGCUUCUUAUCUAUAAGGGAGCAGGUACUUUCCUUAUCAAGCCUCAUAAGAAGGCUGAAGCAGAGAAAAAGUUUGCAAAGCAUCUUGGGAUGAUAGCUGGAGGAACAGGAAUAACUCCUAUGUUGCAGCUGAUCCGUCAUAUCACAAAUGAUCCUAAGGACUCCACAAAAUGUUACCUUCUUUUUGCUAAUCAGACAGAAAAAGAUAUAUUGCUGAGAGCUGAGCUCGAAGAUAUUGCUAAGAGGCAUCCUGAUCAGUUGAAGCUUUGGUACACACUGGACAGACCUCCACAAGAUUGGAAGUACAGUUCUGGCUUCAUCACUGCGGACAUGAUUAAAACCCACCUCCCUCCCCCUGGCAGCGAGACACUCGUUCUCAUGUGUGGGCCACCACCUAUGAUUCAGUUUGCAUGUCAGCCCAACCUGGACAAACUUGGCUAUUCCAAGAGCAGUACAUUUUCUUACUAAUGCUGAUGUCAUCCAAUACCUUUUUGUAAACAAUGGAGAUUGUGGACCUGAAUCCGUUCCCGAAGAAAGAGGUGAAAGGUCAUCUGAGACUACUGUACCAUCCACAUUCUCUGUUUCUCCUGGGUUAAGAACAGUAA